This is a messenger RNA of Rhagoletis zephyria (snowberry fruit fly), 345 nucleotides long. RefSeq lists its product as uncharacterized. The record is from RefSeq and is a predicted model, not a curated record. NCBI's taxonomy places the organism in Eukaryota, Metazoa, Arthropoda, Insecta, Diptera, Tephritidae.
AUGGAUGUAAUCAGCGAAAUUAAUGAAAAGUAUUCUGCAUUGGAGGCAGAAAUCGAUAAGAGGUUGGAGAAAAUCAAAGCCGAUGAAAAGAAGUUGGAAAAGUUGCAGGAGCAAAACGGCAACCAAACUGCAGCGCAGACAACUAAAUCAUUGGAAAUAGCCAAAGCGCGUUUACGUUCGCGUUCCACUUUCUCGCCAGUUGAGCAAAUAUUGGAAAAGGCAAUCGCAAACUAUAAAAGGGACUUGGAAACGUCACAGCAACUAUCUUCACGCUUCAAACAAGUGCAAAUUUAUGAAGCGUCACCAGCUGCAGGCCCUGAUCGAGAAAAUGGAGACCAAGAAUAG